Messenger RNA from Cyprinus carpio (common carp), 889 nucleotides. Its product is annotated as putative adhesion G protein-coupled receptor E4P. The record is from RefSeq and is a predicted model, not a curated record. The coding region runs from base 1 to 792 and encodes 263 amino acids. NCBI's taxonomy places the organism in Eukaryota, Metazoa, Chordata, Actinopteri, Cypriniformes, Cyprinidae. The transcript is spliced from 5 exons.
AUGGAGCUGGUGAAUUUGGUGUGUGUGAUCGUGGGGCUGGUGUUCUUCAGUUUGGCCUUGUUGACCUUUGCCCUUUGUGAGUGGAGUCCUGGAGUGAAUAAUGUGGCUAGAAUCAACAUCUGCAUCAGUCUUCUGUUGGCUCACCUUCUGUUUCUGCUCACACAGCAGUUCCUGAGCCUCAUACGGCCUCUGCAGGUGUUGUGUGCCGUGAUCUCAGGACUUCUACACUUCCUCUUUCUCUCCGGCUUUGUGUGGAUGUUCAUUGAAGCUGUGCUGCUCUUCAUCUGUGUGAAGAACCUAUCACAGAUCAGCUCCAAAAAGAGGGAGGUGCUUAGCAGUGGAUUCCUGUGUGUGAUUGGAUAUCUGGUUGCUCUGGUUGUGGUGUGUGUGUCUGUCGGUCUGGUUCCUGAAGGCUACGGCAGCGAAGACUGCUGGAUUAAAAUGGAUAAAGGUUUUUUCUGGAGUUUUCUGGGUCCUGUUUGUGUCAUACUAGCCAUAAACACGAUCCUCUUCAUCAGAGUCAUCAUCAGUCUGAGCUCAACUCUCAGAAGUCUAAAUGCUGAAGUUUCACAGAUGAAACAAACCAAGAUCAUGGUGUUUAAAACACUGGCUCAGUUUGUGGUUCUUGGUUGCUCCUGGAUUCUGGGUUUCUUCACUAAUGGCAGUAAGGUGCUGGAGAUCCUCUUCCUGAUCUUGAACUCCCAGCAGGGAACCUUCAUCUUCCUGAUCUAUUGUGUCUUCAAUAAUGAGGUCAGACUUUUACUCAAUUUACCAGCAUGUUCUUUUCUCUGAGGUCCUGUUCUUAUUUUGGUAAUCUUUAGCUGUGUCUGAAAACGCUCCCUAUCCCCUAUAUAAGUGAACGAGUUCAUUCCCUACAUUUGUACUACAU